This is a messenger RNA of Scylla paramamosain (green mud crab), 2331 nucleotides long. RefSeq names its product deoxynucleoside kinase-like. Gene Ontology annotation, molecular function: deoxynucleoside kinase activity. Lineage: Eukaryota; Metazoa; Arthropoda; Malacostraca; Decapoda; Portunidae. The record is from RefSeq and is a predicted model, not a curated record. Gene Ontology annotation, cellular component: cytoplasm. Bases 445 to 1404 code for a protein of 319 amino acids. The transcript has 7 exons.
ACAGGAGUUCAUCAAGAAGACUUCCAACAUUUCUUUCGUGUCCCAGUUAUACAACCUUAAUACGGGUUUCAUGUCAGCAGCAAUCCACGACUUAAACCGUACAGGAGCGAUGACUUCAGAUCCCAGCCUUGGUUUGAAAGUCCCUCCCUCAACACACACGUGUUUACUCUUGUGUGCACGGCGGGAGCAGGGUCCGUUGCGUCACCUUUCAGAUAGCGUGAGUAGUGUCGGUGUUCAGCUUGCAUCAGGUCUUUCUUCACAAAGCUGUCAGCGAGGACUUGCCACUGCUUGUUGAAUCAGCAGAAAUCAAUACCUUGACGUUGUUUUAGCAUUCCAGUGCGUAUAUGAACAGGUCCAUUGACGUGAGGGCUUACUUGGGGUGCACUGUGCAGACAAAGUGGGGGAGCACAAAAACAGCUGAUCGUGGCCAGUAGCGAUGCCCUCAUGAAGUGGUGGUGGUGGUGGAGGGCCCUGCCUUCCCUGCCCCGGGGGGUUGUCGCCCCCCCACAAGCUGUUAUUACAUGUAGCAGUUUCCUGUUCAGGAUGAGUUCCAGGGUAGCCUCCCUGUCCCCCGCUAAGGCUGCUGCAGCACGGGACCAGGAGCAGCGCAGGGAUGCCACCCCUGUCAAGAGGAAGCUGGAUUGUUUAGCAUCAGCCAGCUCUUCAAACCUUGGCCUGUCACUGCUCCCUGUGUCAAAACUCCUCAAGAAGAGCUUUAAUCUUAUUGCAUCUGAGGAUGCAGCUGUUGAGAAGUCAAGGAGUUGUCCCUUCGUGGUGUCCAUUGAGGGCAACAUUGGCAGCGGCAAAUCCACCUUCCUGAAGCACUUCUCGUCCAUGCCUGGGGUGGACACGCACCAGGAACCUAUUGACUUGUGGACCAACCUGGAUGGUUACAACCUGCUGGACAUGCUGUACAAAGAUCCCCAGCGCUGGAGCUUCCUCUUCCAGUCCUAUGUGCAGCUGACACGGCUUAACAUCCACCUGCAGCCCACCUCCUCCCACGUCAAGCUGAUAGAACGCUCCCUGCAGAACAACAGGUACUGUUUCUUGGAGAUUGGCCAGGACUGUGGACACCUGCAUAGGGCUGAGUACAGUGUUCUCUGCAAGUACUAUGAGCUGUUGGAGUCCAAGCUUGACAUCGGUGUUGAUCUCAUCGUGUACCUGAGGACCAGCCCAGAGGUGGUGUACACCAGGAUGCUGGAGAGAGGCCGCUCUGAAGAAGCUAGCAUCCCUCUGGACUACUUAAAAAAGGUGCACCACUACUAUGACAGGUGGCUGCUGCACAAGGAGCCACACCCUCCCCCUGCCCCAGUGUUGGUGAUUGAUGCUGAUCAGGCCCUGGAGGACAUCAAGAAGGAAUAUGAACUCCAGAAGUCAGUCAUCAUGGGGCAGAAAGCUGUGUAAUGUGAUCAGGCUUACCACAGUCACAUCUGUCAGUCAUUCUUGUCUAUUCAACACUUGGUAUAGUCCUCCUUGAAAGUCACUGUGGAAAUACUUACUAGACAAUCAUAUGUUUGUGGUGAGAGAGAUGCUGGUACUCAGUGCAGGAUGUUGCUGCUCCUCUCCCACUCAUCCAAAGCCAAAAAAAAUGCAGCCUUGUCAAUUUUCAAUACCAUGUGUGUGUGUGUGUGUGUGUGAGAGAGAGAGAGAGAGAGAGAGAGAGAGAGAGAGAGAGAGAGAGAGAGAGAGAGAGAGAGAGAGAGAGAGAGAGCAUGCAUGCACUAGCCACUGGUAUGAUGGCUGGGUGGGCUGUGACCUACCAAUACAAGGGUUGUAGUUCAUAUGUCUUAGUGUAUGCACGGGCUUAUGUAGGGAGAACUAUUUUCUUGAUAAAGUGUGUAUUGCAUGAAGGUCCUGGUUUUAGUUGUGGUAUCUUUAUCAUGGAAAUAUUCUGCUUGUAUUAAGUGAGUAGAUGUAAGUCAUUGUAAAUUAUAUAAUGACUAGAUAACACAAGCUAUCAAACCUUCAAACCUUUUCUCAUGAUUUUAUUUUCUGUAUCAAGGAAUGAUUAUCAAAGAUGUAUAUAUGUAUACAGGAAAGCUUGCUCGAGUGUCUUGAGGCAAGAACUCAAUAUUUGUAUCUAUAUAUUGUAAUUGUUAUGUAAAUAUUUUAUGUUGUUGAAAUGGCAAGCCUGAUGUUGGCUGUGUACUUGUCAUUCAUGGAGGUCUCAGUCCAGCCAGGCUAAGGGAUGGUGUCACGUCAGUGCUCACCAGCACUGGCUUGGCUGAUGGGGCCUGCAGCUGCCUGCCAAGACAGGGUUAUCACACCACCAGAUAAAUAGUAAAUUUUGUACUUCUUUUUUACUUUGAAAAUGCAUAAAUCUAAAUUAAA